AUGCCUAGAGCAAAUUUAGACCGUGACCCUAUAACCCUACAAGAGGGAGGACACGUCGCUGCUCGAAUUGGUGGCAAACUGAUUGAGCCCGAUACAAUGGAAUAUGUUGAUGGAGAAGUUGAAAGUAUCACUAUUUAUCGUACUCCAAAUUCCGAUUUUGAACUUAAGUGUACGCAAGAUGUGGACUUCGAACCUGGGGAACAAGUUAUCUUACAGCAGCUGGAUCCCGUUAGUUACGCACUUAUAGGGAUGAAAAGUGGAAAGGAAGUUGAGUUCAAGGAGUAA
Messenger RNA from Aspergillus tanneri, 285 nucleotides. RefSeq lists its product as uncharacterized. The record is from RefSeq and is a predicted model, not a curated record. The transcript has 2 exons. NCBI's taxonomy places the organism in Eukaryota, Fungi, Ascomycota, Eurotiomycetes, Eurotiales, Aspergillaceae. Bases 1 to 285 code for a protein of 94 amino acids.